Messenger RNA from Drosophila willistoni, 2285 nucleotides. RefSeq names its product serine/threonine-protein kinase STK11 (gene Lkb1). The record is from RefSeq and is a predicted model, not a curated record. The transcript is spliced from 4 exons. Gene Ontology annotation, cellular component: cytoplasm. Gene Ontology annotation, biological process: regulation of cell growth; intracellular signal transduction; glucose homeostasis. Lineage: Eukaryota; Metazoa; Arthropoda; Insecta; Diptera; Drosophilidae. Gene Ontology annotation, molecular function: protein kinase activator activity; ATP binding; protein serine/threonine kinase activity. The coding region runs from base 518 to 2212 and encodes 564 amino acids.
AAUAUAAUAAAUAAUUAGUAAACAAAUUCUAUUAAAUAGAAUUAAAUGUCCAGUGUUGAGCAGUUUUGUCGUUAAUAUUGUAGGAGCAACACAUCUCCAGAAUAGUGUUACCUUAUCAGAAUAUUGACAAUUUGACCAACAAAAAUAUAAAUUUCGGAAAGAGAAAAGGAACAAAUUUCUAACAGCGUAAACAAAAAAUACUCAAAACUAAUCUUUGCAACAGUCCGAUAGAGAUUAAAAUAUUAACUAAAAUUGGUCGAAAUAGAAAAGUACUUCAGAAUAGUGCGAUUGGGAUUUUCGGAGAUUCGUCGCCCUGUCAACGAAUUAAAAUGUGAUCAAAGAGCAGUGGGCUUUAUGCAAUGCAAUUCUAGUUCUAGGCCCACGAGAAGACGAUUUAAUAUAUAAAAUACACUCUCACACACAUUGUGAACGCGAGUGAGCGUGUGAGUGAGCGUGUGAAGCGAAGCGGGGGGGAGGACGACGUGGUAGAGAGCAGCGAAAGGGCUCUUGCUUCCAAAUGACUGUUACUAACACACACAUAAUGGAGACACAAGUGAAGACUACACAUUAUCAGGGAAGGGCAGGAGGAGGCGGCGGUGGAGGUGGAGGUCAGCAGUUAGGAUCUACCAAAUCGCUGGAAAUGGAUUCAACGACAGAUAAUGAUGAGAUAACUGUUUUGCUGGCCAAUAAGAAUUUCCACUAUGACACACCAUCCCAGUUGGACGAUGCAUUUCUAGAGAUGACCACAGAUCCCGGUGCGGGAGAACUAAAUGGUGGCGAUAAUGACGACGAGGAGGAGCAAGCACAUGCUCAGGUCACCUGGUUGGAUGACGAUGAGAUAGACACACUUGAUCGGGUGACACUCGAUAUUGGUAAUAUGUUUUUCAAUCGCGUCGAUAGCCAGGAUAUUAUCUAUCAGCAGAAGAAGAAGAACAUAAAAAUGGUUGGCAAAUACGUGAUGGGCGAUGUCCUGGGCGAGGGCUCCUACGGCAAGGUAAAAGAAGCCAUGAACUCGGAAAAUCUAUGCCGUCUUGCAGUCAAGAUAUUAACAAAACGAAAAUUGCGUCGCAUUCCCAACGGAGAGCAGAAUGUCACCCGAGAGAUACACUUGCUCAAGCAGUUGAAGCACACAAAUGUCGUUGGCUUAGUUGAUGUCCUCUACAACGAAGAGAAGCAAAAGAUGUACUUGGUCAUGGAAUAUUGCGUGGGAGGCUUACAGGAGAUGAUUGACGAUCAGCCAGAUAAAAAGAUGCCAUUGUUCCAAGCGCAUGGCUAUUUUCAGCAGCUAAUCGAUGGCUUGGAGUACUUGCAUGGUUGCCGUGUCAUUCACAAGGACAUCAAGCCCGGCAACCUGUUGUUAACCCUCGACCAAACACUGAAAAUAUCCGACUUCGGUGUAGCAGAGCAAUUGGAUCUAUUUUCGCCAGACGACACCUGCACCACGGGUCAGGGUACACCUGCAUUUCAGCCUCCCGAAAUAGCCAACGGUCAUGAGACUUUCGCCGGUUUCAAGGUCGACAUAUGGAGCAGUGGCGUUACCCUAUUCAAUCUAGCCACCGGUUUAUAUCCUUUUGAAGGUGACAAUAUUUAUCGAUUGCUGGAGAAUAUUGGACGCGGCCAGUGGGUGGCUCCCGACUGGCUAUAUGAAAUGGAUGCUGAGUUGGCCAAUCUUAUAUAUGGCAUGCUCCAAGCUGAUCCCAGUGCACGUCUUUCCCUCCAGCAAAUACGCCAAAAUACAUGGUUUGUGUCCGCACCGGCGGUUACCGGCCCACCGAUACCCAUUCCUCCUUUGAAGGGCGAUAAAUAUCGACGUUCCACUGUAGUUCCCUAUCUGGAAGCCUAUCAUUAUGGCAGCGAGCAUGAUCAGGAAGAUGUCUAUUUCACUGAGCACGAUGUGAAUCAGGAACUAGCCCGACAAGCUGCUGCUGCUGCUGCUGAUAUACGCGCCAAACAAUCCGCAGCUGCCAUGGCCGCCUGCCAUUUGUAUGAGCCGCCUACAACUAGUGCCGCUGCCGCCGCUGCUGCUGCUGAAGAAGGUCUGGCAAUGGCUCUUUAUCAUAAUGGACGGGGGGGAUCCGAGGAUCAGCAACAGCUGCCCACUACAACGACGAUGACAACUGCAAAAAAGAAAGGAUCGGGCUUUAAGCGACGGGCCAAAAAACUAACAUCCUGCAUCUCUGUGCGCAAGCUAAGCCAUUGCCGUACGUCGUAGUUACUAAGACGUAAUGAAAAACUAAUUACUUUGUUAACAAAUUGUGAGCCAACUUUUUGGGUUUUUUGUUUAA